UAUUGCCUUGAGCAGCAAACCAACUCACCACUCCUGACACUAUGAGCUACUACGGCAACUACUACGGAGGCCUGGGCUAUGGCUGUGGAGGCUUCGGUGGCCUGGGCUAUGGCUGUGGAGGCUUCGGUGGCCUGGGCUGUGGCUAUGGCUGUGGAUGUGGCAGCUUCCGCAGAGUGGGCUAUGGCUGUGGCUGUGAAGGCUACGGAUAUGGCUCUGGCUUCGGAGGCUAUGGAUACCGCUGCUGCCGCCCCUCAUGCUAUGCAGGAUAUGGAUUCUCUGGAUAUUAUUGAAAUCCUUCCCUGACAAUCAAACAUGAGAGGCCAUGAGAAGGUCACCCAACUGCAAUAUUGACUGCAAUAACAAACAAACAAGGUCACCCUGGAUCAAGCCAAGAUAAAGAGCAGUUAGCAUCUAAGAGUUUUAAGAAUAUCUAUCAUUCCACAAUUCGUUGCUUCAUGUCUCUGGAUGUGUCUUACAUGUACCUUUCUAGCUGUGGGGUUUCUCUGUUUCUUUUCCAAUAAAUAAUGCUAACUUAAAGCAAA
This is a messenger RNA of Saimiri boliviensis boliviensis (Bolivian squirrel monkey), 542 nucleotides long. Its product is annotated as keratin-associated protein 19-5-like. The record is from RefSeq and is a predicted model, not a curated record. Lineage: Eukaryota; Metazoa; Chordata; Mammalia; Primates; Cebidae.